Molecule: messenger RNA, 6528 nt
Organism: Thunnus maccoyii (southern bluefin tuna)
Lineage: Eukaryota; Metazoa; Chordata; Actinopteri; Scombriformes; Scombridae
Gene: zmym4.1
Product: zinc finger MYM-type containing 4, tandem duplicate 1
Exons: 28
Coding region: 273-5153 (1626 amino acids)
Molecular function (GO): zinc ion binding
Source: RefSeq, a predicted model, not a curated record
UUCUGCACGUUGUUACGGCUGUAUACAUUCCUCAUAACGCUGCUAUAUGAAAACAUUGGUAUAGCUAGCAUUACACCAAAUAGACAAGUUAUUUCAUGAGUGUUGUGGUUAGUUAUUGCAUCGUGUAGACGUAUUUACACGAUAAAAGACCAGCUAACCGUAGCGAGCUAACAGGCAGGCAGAGCGCUGUGCAGAUGUGUUAGCUUAGCAAACGUUGAGCUAAGUUCUAUUGUUUACAGGUCAUGAAAUUAGUCUCCUAAUAUCAACAUAACAUGGCUGAAUCCAGUGAAGCGACCCAGAAAGAGGUAACAGAGGGGGCAGACGGAGAAUCCAUAGAAGCAGCUGUGGACGCUGGUGCAUCAGCAGAUGUUGGAGACACAGAGCUUGUUCCUGGAUCUUCUAGACUGUCUGAACAUGAGGAAGACAAUAACUUUGUUGCUGCUAAAGAAAUGGAAAGUAAAGAGUUAGGACAUAAAGAAACUGAGGCUGAGGUGGUUCCUCUUCCCGUUUCUGUAUCUCUGCUAAAUCCAUCCCCUUCACACUCAUCUUUCUCUACACAAGAGACAGUCAACACAGUUCUGGUUCACAGUGGUGGGCCAGAUAGCACCUCAGAGUCUGAAAAAGAGGGUACUGAGGUGAAAACUGAGGAAGGAUUUGAGUCAAAUGAAGAAAAUGUGACAGUAAAAGGCAAGAGCUUAGAGGAAAGUCCUGCAGGACCAGAUGUGAGUGAAGAUACAAAUAUGGACACAACUCCCAGUGGCCAAGAGGAGAAAACAAACACUGAUGAAAAGAUGGACUCAGACACUGACACUAAGGAGAACAUUGUCGCACAGGAGGAAAAUGAGUCCCUCAGCUGUAAUCUGAGGGUUUCUACAGCUGAUGAUCUCGAUGAGAUGAUGGACAUUGGUACAGUGGAUGAGGUGGAACAAGAAGCACAGAUGAAAGAGGAGGAACAGAGUAAUUUGUCGGAUGGGGAUAGAAGAAGUUCACCUGCCAUUUCAAAUACAGUCUCUGUGGCAGAGGACGGAAACUCUUUUGAGGAUGAAACUGAUGUGAAACCCACCGUGUUACCACCACCAACAGAAAACGACCAGUCUGAGGACGUCAAAAUGUCUUUGGAUUUGAUGCAGUCCAGCUCGUCUCCAUCGUCAGAAGCCACAGCCAGUACAGUCUCGGUGGCAGAGGACGGAAACUCUUUUGAGGACGAAACUGAUGUGAAACCCACCGUGUUACCACCACCCACAGAAAGCGACCAGUCUGAGGACGUCAAAAUGUCUUUGGAUAUGAUGCAGUCCAGCUCGUCUCCAUCGUCCAAAGCCACAGCCAGUACAGGAAGGGAAAGCUCAUCACCAGCGACCACAGUGAACGGGACGAAAGUAGUAAAGCUAUCAAAACCAAGAUCGGACAAUGAGAGAUCGCAGGCGGCAGCUCAGCCAAUCAAGUCGUCUCCUUCACCACCUUUGGUCAAGGUGAAGGACGAACCCAUUGAUGAAGACUACGAACAAGCUCUCAUAUCCUCCACAUCCACAGCAAAUGUGAAGGAUGAGCCUAAUACUGCGAAGGAGGACUUGAGGAUCGGAUCGGUCUUCUCCGUGACUCCUGCUGCUGAAACACAGACGCUGCCGAUCGUCCACCCGUCGUCUUUGCACAUGUCCUGUUCGCACUGCAAGAAGAACCUGAUGAAAGGACAGACAGCUUUCCAGAGGAAAGGCUCCCCGGCGCUCUUCUGCUCCACUACCUGCCUCACCACGUCGCUCCCCACGGUCAAAGGUGUCAGUAAGAUCUGCUUCAACUGCCAAAAAGUGAUACUUCGGCCUCAGGACGUCAUCCUGGCUCCAGACAGUAAAGGAGCUAUGAAGGAAUUCUGCAGCCAGAACUGUCUGACCUCCUUCAACUACAAGAAAAAUAACUCCAACGUAAAAAAAAUCCCCCCCCCUCAAAAAACAGUUCAACCACAAUCACUCUGCAGCAUGUGCACCAGAUACUGCACUAGCAAACAUGAGGUGAUCUUGAGUGGCGCCGUUCACAAGAUGUGCAGCGACGCCUGCUUUAACCGUUUCCGUACUGUAAACAACCUGUCCAUGGCUGGAUGUGCAAACUGCGGCUCGUACUACCACAACAAACCGCUCUUGCUGAAGAUGGAAGACAGCAACAAAACUCUGUGCAAUGCAGCAUGUCUGAACAAAUACAAGGAGAAAACAAAGACACCUCAGCCGUGUACGAUGUGUCGAACGUCCCGGCCACUGACAGAGAUGGUUGACCACAGAAACCUUGACGACUCGGUGAACCUCUUCUGUAGCAGCAGCUGUGUGAUGGCAUAUAUGGUCCAGACUGUCAGUUCAUCAGGCGCUCGGUUGAAUUGUGAUAACUGUGGAAAAAACACAGUACCAGCCUACCACUUAGCUAUGUCAGAUACUUCCAUCAGGAACUUCUGUACUCUCCAGUGUGUUAUGGCAUUUCAGGAAAAGUUCAAGAAUUCCCAUAAACAGGUGAACAUUUUCACCAAGUUGCCAAUUGGAACCACUCAAAUCCAGUCCAUCAUCCCUAACCAAACCGUGCAAGAAGUCCCCAAAGCACCCGCCGUACUGAACUGCUCCCAGUGUUCCCGCAAAAUCACUUUUAAACCUGAACUCAUCCAGAUCAAGGACAAGAUGGUUUUCGUGUGUAGCGUGGACUGUUCUCAGGAGUUCAAGAAGGUCAACUUUGUGACAAGCCUGUGUGAAUACUGUAAGAUCGAAAAGAUCACCAGAGACACCAAGAAAAUUAACAACAAAGACUGCUACUUCUGCAGCGAUGGCUGUAAGCUGCUCUUUAGACACGACCUGUCAAAAGGCUGGGGGAAACACUGUCACUCCUGCUCCUACUGCCACUCUGUCUCCAAGAAGCUGGUGACGGCACAGUAUGGAGGCGCGACCGAGGAGUUCUGCUCUGAGGAGUGCAGGUCCAAGUACACCAUGCUCUUCUGUCACGUUGCAAAGUGCGACACCUGCGGCUGCAAAGGGAAACUAAAACAGAGUCUUCCUAUGCUGGGAGAAGUCAAACACUUCUGUGACAUGAAAUGCCUGCUUCAGUUCUGCUGUGAUAAGGUGUCGACACAGGGGGAGGUGUUCAAAGGUACAGAAGAGGCCACACCCAUCAUUGCAAAUGUCGUCUCGCUUGCAGGAACUCCAACAGGGAAACCCACUGCUCCCAACAGAACUGCCCAGCAAAGUACUGUCACUGACUUUCAAUCAAAGAACUCUGGACAUAUAAGUAUUCAGACAGAUACAGUGAAGCCUCAUCCUCCCUCUGGCCCCAAAAUUCUGAAGAACAAGGCUCUGCUCUGUAGACCGCUGGUGCAGAACAAGGGGGUCUCCUGUAAAACGCAGACAGUCGACGUCGAGGCACAGACGGAUGACGUCUUGCCUAAAAUCUUGGUCCUGCCUGUCCCAGUGCCAGUUUAUGUUCCUGUACCUAUGAGCAUGUACAGUCAGUGUACCCCUAAACCUGUGGGCCUGCCGUUUCCGCUGCCUGUGCCCAUGUUCCUUCCUGUGACGAUGGACAGCGCCGAGCGCAUCGUGGAAACCAUCCAGGAGAUCAAAGAAAAGAUCCCGUCGGACCCUUUCGAGGCAGAGCUCAUCCUCAUGGCUGAGAUGGUGGCGGAACAAGAAGAAGAGAAGAAUGACAAACAGGAGGAACCAAAAGAGAAAGCGGUGGAGAAAGAGACAGACAGACAAGAAGCACCGGCUCCAGACGACCACGCCAGUAACUACAGCGACGAUUUGGACACAGAUGACUUGGACAGUUUCCUCAACAACUGGGAGGAACCUUCCCCUGAUGCUGGUCUCAGGUCGCCCAGUCGACUGUACGCCCAUGAAAAGCUCAACCCAAUCAUAGACAUUCCUGUGGGCAUGCCCAGUGAGCCUUUCUCCGAGCCCCCACCUCCAGCCCCGCCUCCCAUGGACGUCGAAUCUGACUUUACUGUUGAAACUCUGGAGAAAAUGUCCAGGCUGAGAGAGGAGUCCCAGCGAUCCCCGAGUCCUCCGCCUGCCACUUCACAACGCCGACGACGACAAGUUCAUAGGAAAGCCCGAGAAAAGAAGGGUCGUAAAUCACAACGGUUGACAAAGGCAGCUGAGACGACAUCUCAAAAAGACUCCCCUGACAAAACAGCAGCUGCAGAGAUCCCUAAACUGAAGAGUCAAUAUGGAGUUGACGCCUGGAAGCGAUGGAUCCAGUGGAGGCAAACUCAACCAAACCUGGAGAAGCCACGCUUCGGUUCACGUCCCAUGGAGUUGAAGGAGGAUAUUCUUCGCUGUACAACGGCUGAGCUAAGCUACGGCCUCUGUUGCUUCAUCACUGAGGUGAAACGACCCAACGGAGAGCCUUACUCCCCCGACAGCCUGUUCUACCUCUGCCUCGGCAUCCAACAGCACCUGUUUGAGAACGGUCGUGUGGAGAACAUAUUCAUGGAUCGCUUCUACAACAAGUUUUCCACUGAGUUCACCAAUAUGCUGAGAGGUUUCAAACCCUUAAUCACAGCCAGUGGUUAUAUCCAUUCCCGUGUUGAGGAGGAGUUUCUUUGGGACUGUAAACAGCUGGGGGCGUACUCCCCCAUCGUCCUCCUCAACACCCUGCUCUUCUUCUGCUGCAAGUACUUCGGCUUCACCACGGUGGAGCAGCAUCGCCAGCUGUCCUUCGCACACGUCAUGCGCUGCACCAAAACCAACCAGAACAACACCAAGACCACCUUCCUGCGCUUCUACCCGCCCAUAUCCAUAAACGAAGCAGAGUCAGAUCCUGAAGGUGUUCCGGCAAAGAGGCGUAAGGAAGAGGAGAGUAAAGAGGACAUCCUGGAGAUGAGGGAGAACACAGAGAACCCGCUCCGCUGUCCGGUCAGACUCUAUGAGUUCUACCUCUCCAAGUGCUCGGAGUCGGUCAAGCAGCGCACCAACCUGUUCUACCUUCACCCAGAGCGUUGCUGCGUCCCCAACAGCCCGCUGUGGUUUUCAUCCAGCCCACUGGAUGACAGCACCAUGGAGGCCAUGCUCAUCCGGAUCCUCACAGUUCGAGAGCUGCAUCUCAAGACAAAGAAAGACGAAGGGACGGAGCAGCAGACACCCGAAGACCCUCCAUUUAUACCUGAAGAGGAGGAAGAUGAGGAGUCAGAGUGAUGAAAACAGAAGUGACCUUUUAAUUGGGGAAGCAGCUUGUGGUGUAAAUAUUUGUAGAUGAACCGAAAUGUUCAUUUAAACACAACCCAAUAAACUGAAAUGGACAGAAUAAAUCUCUCACACAUACGUAACUAAAAUGUGCUGAACUGUAAGGAAAGUCAGACUACCUAAACAACAUGUUGAUCAGGAUUUAUAGAUCUUCAAACGCACAGUGUUUGUGUAGCUGGGACUUGAGUAAUGAGAUGCAAGAUUCAGUUCAGCAUUCAGGCUGUUUACUACUGCUCGGUAGGACACAUAGCUGUCCUGUGUUUUGUCUGCUAAAUGGUUGCUUCUCAUGGACAAUGCUACUCUCAUUUCGUUCUGUUUUUGUAAGGCAUGUACCUUUCUUAUUGGGGGAUGGUGGUCCUUGUUUGAAAGAGCUACAAUGAAAAACAAUCUUGAUUUCUGUUGAUGUCAGUAGAGAAAACUUUGACCUCAGAAGACAAACUGAAAAUAAUUUUCUGCUAUGUAGAUGUAAAUGACCAACCGUCAUGUUGAGUGGCAAACCUGCAGUAUAACUUUUUAUUUUUACACAAUUCAUCAGAAAAAAGGCCACAAUUAGUUGUCAGUCUCUCAGUCAAAGAAAAAAUACUCAUGAACAGAAUCAAUAUUUUUUGCACAGAUAUACCCUGAAGGUUAUUGGAAAGUCAGUCUUGGAAAUUUAGGAAAUCAUCUGAACUUCAGCAAACACACAAAAAAAAAAUCACAAAUGGAAAUCACAAAUUUGAUUAUACCAAAGUGUGACAUGAGGGUGGAGCUCUCCUUAUUAAUAACAUGUUUUAAUUGAUGUUCCAGAGGCCUCUCCAACUUGCCAUGGCAAAAUGAGUAGCAGAUGAAUUCGUACAAUAAGCUGUUAAUUCAUAUUUGUGUUUCAUAUUCAUUGGAUAAUCUUACUUUGAGAGGUCUAGUCACUUGAUUGUGAGAUUAAACUGACUUUUUUUGUUAUCGUUGUUAAUGAAAGACUCAAACUGUGCUUUCUAUAUUUUCUCUUCAGUGGACAUAUUUUGAUCAUCAGUGUCCAAUUAAUGGGAUGAAGAAUGUUUGUGUGAAUGUAGCCGAUAAAGCUGAAAACUCAAUUUUAUCCCUUUUCUUGACUGAACACUGAAAUAAACAGUCUGAUGUUGAGGACAUUUUGGACAUGUGUGUCAUCCAAAACAUCUUCUGAGACACUGACUUUUUGCAUAUGACCCUGGUGUUAAGUGUGUAAAAAUAAAAUACUAUCCCUUCAUGUAUACCUUGGUUAUGUUAACCCCCAGUCUUUAGGGUAUCUACCAAUAUGGUUCUCUUGAAUAUUUUCUAUAUUGUAUGUUCUUUUUGAAUAAAAAUAUAAAACAUG